AUGUCAACACCCUCAGCAAAACCUCUACGAACCAUUCCUUCUCUUCAUGAAUUAUUGCAUGGAAGUAUUCAUCAACAUGAUGAAAACAAGUCAAUGGAUCAACCAUCCCACAAAACCUUUAAAAGUCAAGAACAACAUCAUCUCCCAAGUAUUUUGGGCUAUUCAACACCAACUACCUCUUUGAGCAUGACCACCAAGGUGAACUCGCUCCAGUCAUCACCUCGGCAUGAUGAUCAUCACGAAAUCAAAGUAGGUCAAACUACUACAUGUUCAUCUUCCAGGUACAACCAUGUAGUACCGAACAACAACAACAAUAACAGCAACUACAGGGAAAGCCAGGUGUUUCAAGCCCAAACAUCGACACACAGCGCAUCAGCAUUGAUCUCACAAGUUCAACCAUACAGGCGUCCCAAUUAUUCCUCUCACAUUAUACCGUCCCUUCCACCGACAACGACUUUGAGUUCAUAUUCAUCAUCGCCUGUAACAACAACAACAGCAACUUCUCUUCCGCCCUACAACCCACUUGAACCACAACAGAGCAACCUUCGAAGAAUUGAAGAAUUGGAACGUGAAUUGAGACAUCAGGCAAACAUCAUUGCUGACUUGGAGAGAGAAAAUGGAGAGUUGAGAAGAGAAUUGCAACAUGUGUUGUCAUCCAGAGGUUCCAUUGUUGCAUCUACCUCGAGUGGAAAUACAAAAGACAAAAACACAACUCAUAACUCUACAUCCGCCUUAAAAAGUACUGCCUCCUCUUCUUCUUCACCUCCUCCUCUACCGACAUCACAUCAUCCUUCCUUGUUUCAUACAUCAAACAGAACCUCAACACCAACUCAACAUCGAUAUGAAAGUAAUGCAACUCCAAACACAUUCAUGCUCGAGCAACACCAACAGCAAAGGCCAUCAUCCUAUUAUGCAGGUAGUACCACUUCGAAUCCAUGCAUGCAUGUCCAUGAUGCCCAUACAUGUAAUGAACUACAACCAAAGAAAAUACCAUCAGGGGAUCAUGCAUCAAGCAGCAUGCAUGCCAGUUACCAACAUCAUGAGGUGCCAAAUAGUUCCAGCUCACAUCAUCAACACCAUGAUUCGAAUGUAGAUCAUUACGUGCAUUAUUCGAGUAGCUCAUUGCAUGACAGGUAUCAUGCCAAUGUCACAUCAUCAUCAUCCUCUCCUCAAAAACAUGUUCCAUACUCGAAUGAAUAUCCUCAUCGACCACAUUUAGAUCCACACAAUAGCAAUUAUGAAAUGCAUUCCUACACAUCCACUCCUCUACAUACUCAGCAACCUUCCUCGCUACCACAACACCUUAAACGACCUUUCCAUCAAAUGCAUGAACAUGUUCCAACAUUUAGCACUCCAUCAGCACAACAAUCUAAAAAACAUGUUGCAACAUCAUCCACCUCGACCUCAGAAUCCAAAAAGAGAAAAACAAAAGCUCAGGAUUCCAAAAAAUCUGUCCCAUUCCCAAAAACCAUUUCCAUUGUGGAUGAAUCAUCGGAUCGAGAAAAUCAAUUAUCGGAUUUGGAGCUCUUUAAGGUCAAAUGGAAAGGAGAAGAAUAUGUUUUAGUUACUGCUUUCAAGAAUAGGACACAAAUUUUGAAUUAUUAUGUUCCCUUAUAUCAAAGUCAAUUUCCAGAUAAGCCUUGCAAAAUAGUUCUAAGCAAUGAGGAUUAUAAACAACUUUCUGUUGAAAAUCCUUCAAAUGUUGAAAAGAAGAAGCAUGCAUGGAGAGUUUCCGUCUUUACCAUUGAUUUUUAUAAUUUUGUGAAGAAUUUGCAGCAGAAAUCUCCACCUCCAGCUUCGUUUACUUCAUUGUCCUCUAUUCAACAAGCUUCUUCCUCAAUGAAUAAUAACACGAGUGGUAUUAAUCCGAACAACAACAACUAA
Molecule: messenger RNA, 1884 nt
Organism: Naegleria lovaniensis
Lineage: Eukaryota; Heterolobosea; Eutetramitea; Acrasida; Naegleriidae
Exons: 2
Coding region: 1-1884 (627 amino acids)
Source: RefSeq, a predicted model, not a curated record